AUGCAACCCAGAAGGCCUCGCUUCUCCUUCGGGUCAAAAUGGCUGGCAGGUCUGCUGUUUCAGCAUCAGGCCGGUGGCUGGAUGGUAUUCGAAGCUCAGGUUGCUACAAUUUCUGCUAAUGGAGACAAAGAAAUUGGAACCAUCAUUUCUGAUGCAAUGAAAAAGGUUGGAAGAAAGGGUGUCAUCACAGUGAAGGAUGGGAAAACACUGAAUGAUGAAUUAGAAAUUAUUGAAGGCAUGAAGUUUGAUAGAGGCUAUAUUUCACCAUACUUUAUUAACACAUCAAAAGGUCAAAAAUGUGAAUUCCAGGAUGCCUAUGUUCUGUUGAGUGAAAAGAAAAUUUCUAGUGUCCAGUCCAUUGUACCUGCUCUUGAAAUUGCAAAUGCUCACCGUAAACCCUUAGUCAUAAUUGCUGAAGAUGUCGAUGGUGAAGCUCUAAGUACACUGGUCUUAAAUAGGUUAAAAGUUGGUCUUCAGGUUGUAGCCGUCAAAGCUCCAGGUUUUGGUGACAAUAGAAAGAACCAGCUUAAGGAUAUGGCUAUUGCUACUGGUGGUGCAGCGUUUGGAGAAGAGGGACUGACCCUAAAUCUUGAAGAUGUUCAGCCUCAUGACUUAGGGAAAGUCGGAGAGGUCAUUGUCACCAAGGAUGAUGCCAUGCUUUUGAAAGGAAAAGGUGACAAAACUCAAAUUGAAAAACGUAUUCAAGAGAUAACAGAGCAGUUAGACACCACAACUAGUGAAUAUGAAAAGGAAAAACUGAAUAAGCGACUGGCAAAACUUUCAGAUGGAGUAGCUGUGCUGAAGGUUGGUGGAACAAGCGAUGUGGAGGUAAAUGAGAAGAAAGACAGAGUUACAGACGCCCUCAAUGCUAUGAGAGCAGUUGUAGAAGAAGGCAUUGUUCUAGGGGGCGGCUGCGCUCUCCUCCGCUGCACUCCAGCCUUGGACUCUUUAAAGCCUGUUAAUGAAGAUCAAAAAAUUGGUAUAGACAUUAUUAGAAAAUCACUCAAAAUCCCUGCAAUGACAAUUGCUAAGAAUGCAGGUGUUGAAGGAUCUUUGAUACUGGAGAAGAUCCUGCAAAGUUCCUCAGAAGUUGGUUAUGAUGCUAUGCUUGGAGAAUUUGUGAAUAUGGUGGAGAAGGGAAUCAUCGAUCCAACAAAAGUUGUAAGAACUGCUUUAAUGGAUGCUGCUGGGGUGGCCUCCCUGCUAACUACAGAAGUUGUAAUCACAGAAAUUCCCAAGGAAGAGAAGGAACCUGGAAUGGGCGCAAUGGGAGGAAUGGGUGGUGGUAUGGGAGGGGGCAUGUUCUAAGUCCUAGAAUAGUGCUUUGCCAUUCGUAAUGAACUGUGACAGGAAGCUCAAGGCAGGAUUCCUCAUCGAUAACUUCAGAGAAGUCAGUUGAAGAAAAUGACUGAAGAAAAGGCUGGCUGAUGUUUAAGCAAAUCACUAUAACCAUCAGUUACUGGUUUUAGUUGACAAUAUAUACUGGUUUACUGCUGUCAUUUGUCCAUGCCUACAGAUAAUUUAUUUUGUAUUUUUAAUAAAAAAGACAUUUGUACAUUCCUGA
Jaculus jaculus (lesser Egyptian jerboa) is the source of this 1564-nucleotide messenger RNA. Its product is annotated as 60 kDa heat shock protein, mitochondrial-like. Gene Ontology annotation, cellular component: mitochondrial inner membrane; mitochondrial matrix. The transcript has a single exon. Lineage: Eukaryota; Metazoa; Chordata; Mammalia; Rodentia; Dipodidae. The record is from RefSeq and is a predicted model, not a curated record. The coding region runs from base 1 to 1308 and encodes 435 amino acids. Gene Ontology annotation, molecular function: ATP binding; protein-folding chaperone binding; ATP-dependent protein folding chaperone. Gene Ontology annotation, biological process: positive regulation of type II interferon production; protein import into mitochondrial intermembrane space; positive regulation of interferon-alpha production.